AUGGAGAAGGCCUCCCGCAAAACCAGAAAGGAAGGACGAGUCAAUGUCAAGUUCAAAGCAUCUGAACACAACUUGAGCAAAACGCAGAAGACCAAACUCACUGUGGGCAGAAUGGGAUUGGGCCUGAUCAUCAUCCAGCACGGGCCCUACCUCCAGAUCACCCACCUCAUCAGGAAGGGGGCCGCAGCCAAGGACGGGAAACUCCAGCCAGGUGAUGUUCUGAUCAGCGUUGGCCAUGCCAAUGUGUUAGGAUAUACUCUUCAAGAAUUUUUAAAGCUUUUGCAACAAAUCACCAUAGGAACAGUGCUACAAAUCAAGGUUUACCGCAAUUUUAUUGACAUACCCCUAGAAUGGCAAGAAAUAUAUGAUUUAAUCCCUGAGACCAAAUUCCCAGUAACACACACAUCAAAUAAAACAGAGCAGGCAAAAGAUGAAGCUUUCACAAGCAGUGAUGACAGUGAAGAUGUGGUUUUAGAUAAAAAACUUAAGUAUCACAGAUAUCAACAGUCAACUGGGCAUCAUCCUGCAAGGCGACCAAUGUCCAUCUCUAGAGAAUGGCACGGAUAUAAAAAGAAGAACCGCAUUAUUCGUGUAGGAAAAGACAUUAAUUGUGAUGUGAUGAUUCACAGAGAUCACCAGAAAGAAGUGAGAGCCCCUUCUCCAUACUGGACAAUGGUGAAGCAAGACAAUGAAAGAUCCUCUUCCUCCUCGGCUUCCUCCACCUCCACCUCAGAUGCAUUCUGGCUGGAAGACUGUGCCCAGGUGGAAAAGGUCAAGGGCCAACCUGUACCAAAGGUUGGGUAGGCAAUGGUUUGCAAAUCUAUGA
This is a messenger RNA of Choloepus didactylus (southern two-toed sloth), 826 nucleotides long. It is a transcript of the gene PDZD9, whose product is annotated as PDZ domain containing 9. The transcript has 4 exons. Gene Ontology annotation, molecular function: protein binding. The coding region runs from base 1 to 804 and encodes 267 amino acids. Lineage: Eukaryota; Metazoa; Chordata; Mammalia; Pilosa; Megalonychidae. The record is from RefSeq and is a predicted model, not a curated record.